AUGUUUAGAUGUAUAGUACAAUGGGAAUGUGGUUUGAAUAUGGCUGGCUAUUUUAAACGGUCAUAAAAAGAAAACUAAUUUAUGGGAAAAUUCUACAUGGCCAGAAUGAAGUGCUAACGUUUAUCUAGAAAAUUAUUUGGAGUCUCAAAAUUUGACGAAUUGACUCUAAAAACAAAUCAACUCUAAAAGAGGUAAUGAUGCUACUGCAGUUCCAACUGAUCCAGCAAUGAUCCCUGCAUUCCCAACAGAAUCCUCUUACAGUAACAAAAACAAUGCUCACAAAGUUUUGACAAGUAGUAACGACAUGUUAACAAAGAUUGAUUUGAUGUAUUUAGCAGAUAAGAUGGUAGAAAAAGGUAUCAUUACAAGUGAGCAAAAAAGGGAAAUAGUUGAUGACAGAUAUCAUGGACUGUCUGGAUUCCAGCGCAUCAAUAAGUUACUGGAUCAUUUGAGAGACACUGUUGAAGUCAAUGAGGGAACAUUUCAAUGGUUCAUUAAAAUUUUAAAUGAUUAUAAUACUGUGUGGUCAAAAAGUGUUGCUAAGAAACUAAUGGAUAAGUAUACUGAACUACAGAAACCAAGUUAAUCAGCAGCAACAUGUUUUCUAUUUGUGAAACGUGGUUUAACGAUACAUUAGAUUUUAAAAUAAUAAUUAUAGUUAAAUUGAUUAAAAAUAAGACAUUUUGAACAAAAAAAUGAUCACGGGAGUGUCAUUAUACAUGUAGACUUUCAUGUACCUGUAGACAAUAACGUGCAUGAUAUGCAACAGUUAGUCUAGAGCAUUACAGUACAACUGGAGCUCAUAGGUAAGUCUUCUGAUAAAAAUAUUACAAUAGCAUUACAAUGUAGAUCUACAGCCAUAAUAUAAUACAAACAUAGCAGGAAGUUAUUUUAUUGAAAAUUAAAAAAUCAGUUCAGCCAGCAAAAGAUGUAAUAAGUCAGGCCGGCCUGACAAGCAAUAGCGUAUAAUAGCAUAGCAAUUUAACAGCAUAAAGUUUCUUGCAAAAACAGCAGCUAGAUAGCAGGAGGUAAAGCAGCUCUCCAGCCAUCUUGUAGUGCUUUACGUAAUUCAGUCACAGUAGAUUCCAUUUCUGGUUUAUCAGCAA
Messenger RNA from Amphimedon queenslandica, 1106 nucleotides. RefSeq lists its product as uncharacterized. The record is from RefSeq and is a predicted model, not a curated record. The transcript is spliced from 4 exons. The coding region runs from base 227 to 586 and encodes 119 amino acids. Lineage: Eukaryota; Metazoa; Porifera; Demospongiae; Haplosclerida; Niphatidae.